Molecule: messenger RNA, 758 nt
Organism: Daphnia pulicaria
Lineage: Eukaryota; Metazoa; Arthropoda; Branchiopoda; Diplostraca; Daphniidae
Gene: SdhD
Product: succinate dehydrogenase [ubiquinone] cytochrome b small subunit, mitochondrial-like
Exons: 3
Coding region: 118-648 (176 amino acids)
Biological process (GO): mitochondrial electron transport, succinate to ubiquinone; tricarboxylic acid cycle
Cellular component (GO): membrane; mitochondrial envelope
Molecular function (GO): heme binding; ubiquinone binding
Source: RefSeq, a predicted model, not a curated record
AUACACACUUGCAAUUUGCAAAGCACAGGACCAUCUCAAAGUGGCGUAAAUGAGAACUAGAUUUUCGUCUGCAGUAUCCGACCGAUCCGACUGUUAUUUUGAUAAAAAGACAGAAAAAUGGCCGCAAUGAUGUCCGUUUGCAGAAACUUUGGGAAAGUGGGGUUACACAGUCGCUUGAUACUUGGAAAUCCCUGUUUAGCUGCUCUUUCAAAAAAAAACAUUAUAUUUUAUGAGAAUAAAAUUGUGCCUGUAUCGCAGAAUGCACUUCAUUCUGUGAAAAACUUCACUGUGGGUCCCAAGGCUCUUGCCGAGACAGCCUCUUGUAAGUCAGCAGAUGAUCACACAAAACUUUGGACAUUAGAAAGAGGUUUAGCACUUGCUCUGGUCCCUCUUGUACCUGCAGCAUUUCUAUUCCCUUCCGCAGCAAUGGAUUACUUGCUUGCUAUUUCUUUCACACUGCACGCUCAUUGGGGUUUGGAGACUAUUGUAGUAGACUACAUGAGACCAAAAGUGGUUGGCCCUGCAUUAGCCAAACUUGGUGUUGCUGUUGUUUAUGGAAUUUCAGUUUUCACUCUUGGUGGACUUUUCUAUUUUAAUUAUUCUGAUGUAGGAAUUGUUAAUGCUAUCAAAAUGUUUUGGAAGUUGUAAAAACAUCAGGGAGUAAGAAAGAAUAUGCAUACUACAUUACAAUGGGCUUUGUUUCAGAAGUGUGCAUGUUAUGUAUUAGAAUGUCCAAUAAAAAUAAAACAAGUUGUAAA